Phlebotomus papatasi is the source of this 4621-nucleotide messenger RNA. RefSeq names its product chaoptin (gene chp). Bases 614 to 4519 code for a protein of 1301 amino acids. Lineage: Eukaryota; Metazoa; Arthropoda; Insecta; Diptera; Psychodidae. Gene Ontology annotation, molecular function: protein binding. The transcript has 14 exons. The record is from RefSeq and is a predicted model, not a curated record.
UAAUGCAGAUGGUAAAAAAGGGGAAGUGAUGGCAAAUGUUUGAGGUCAAUACAAGUGUGAACAAAUUCUAUCGGAUAGAAAAUGGGAAAUGCUCUAAGACACGAGUGAGAAAAAAACGGGAACACUGGAGUAUACUUUUUUUUUGCUCAAUACUGAAAUACAAUAUCUGUAAUUUAAUUAACGUGGUGAAGCGGUUAAAUUGUUACUUUCAGACCAAUUUGACUUUAGUAGUUUGGUGAACGUUGGACGAUUUGGAAGAUAGUUCCAGAAAAAGUGCUUUUCCACCUCCUUUUUUGCCAUUCAGUGGAAGUUAUGGUGAGAGGAUAGAGAGUGUUAGUGCAAUUAAGGUUUUAGGAGAGCAAUUUUCCUAGCAUUUAAUAGCCAAAAAAAGAAAAGAAGUGUUCUGUGAAAGUGAAAAUUUACGAAUUUUUGCAGAGAGAGAGAGUUUCUCGUGGAAACUUUUCUUAGAGAUCUCCAUCCAGAUGAUUACUCACAUCUAAUUAUCAUAAAUUCAAUAUACAAGUGAUGUAAUUGACGUUGGAGAUGAUAGUUUUCUAGAACGACACAGUUUCAGCAAAAAAAAUAAAUAAAUAAAAAAUAAAAAGUUAGGAAAAUGUUCUUUCGAUACAGAAGUUUCUUGUGGAUUCUGUGGAGUGUUUAUGUUUACGGGAAGGACAUUGAAUUGUCCUCCUAUCCACUAUGUGCUUUCAAUCCUCUGUGCACCUGUUCAAAAGGAAUUCCCGAUUUGGGAAUUGUUCAGUGCAAAAAUGUAGCCUUUCCCGCCAUUCCACGGAUGAUAAAUACUUCCAAAGUCUUUAUGCUUCACAUGGAAAAUAAUGAAUUGCAACGCCUUGAGCCGUAUUUCUUUCAGGCAACUGGCCUCUAUGGACUAUCUAUAUCGUCGAAUCCUAUUUCUGAGAUCCCUGAUGAUGCAUUUACGGGCUUGGAGAGGUCUCUGUGGGAACUUCACUUGACCAACAACCAUUUGGUCGAUGUGCCAACAAGGGCCAUUCGACACCUCCAGAAGCUCAGAACACUCGACUUGAGUCUGAAUCAAAUAUCCUAUAUCGACCAUGAAUCAUGGAGAGGUUUGGAGGAUUCACUCGAGCAGCUAAUCCUCUCGGAGAAUUCACUCUCAUUCCUCCCAGUUGACAGCUUUUCAGGAUUACCUUUUCUGCAAACUCUAGAUCUCAGUGGAAAUAAUUUGAGAGACAUCGAUGGUAGUGUAUUUCGCGAUGGAAUGGACAAGCUGUCGAGAGUAAUUCUAUCCAACAACCUCCUCACCCGAAUACCCUACGGACAGGUUUCCGCCCUACGUUCCCUGAAGCUCUUGGAUUUAUCUCACAAUCGAAUACCGACGAUGAACUUGGCAGACAAUGAGUACAAUCCUGGCAUAAGACUCUCUCUAGAUGUUCUACAUUUGGAAUAUAACAACUUGGAAAUCCUUCAAACGGGUUCCUUUCAAUUCUUCGAUGUCGUAAAUCAGACAUUUCUCGAUGGGAAUCCCAUGAAGUUUAUCAAUGAUGAUGCCUUUAGGCAAGCUAAAAUCAGAGAAUUGUACCUCAGACAUUGCAAUUUAGACUUCAUUUCACCAAGUGCAUUUGGAGGACUUGAAAAUACCCUUCAAGUCUUGGACAUGUCUGGAAAUAAUUUAACAUCCAUCCCGGAAAUACUGUUUCAACAACUUUUCUCACUCAAGUCCCUGGGUUUACGAGAGAAUCGCAUAAAGAGCAUAAUUCCUAUAGAAAUGUUCAAUGGCUUCCAAUCCACCCUUCUCAAAUUAGAUUUAAGUGGCGACACGAAUGCUAUAACGAGCUUUCAAGACUUGAAGAGAAUGAGAAAUCUUCGAUCUUUGGCAGUAUCGAAGUUGCCAAAGACGAAUUUGGGUCCUGAAGAUUUUUUCGAUUUUGGUGUUGAAUUGGAAAAUUUGAAAAUAUCCGGAGGGAAUCUCAAGAGCGUAAAAUCGAAUACAUUCCGUCAUAUUCGAGGAAUUAGAAGAUUAGACCUAAGCGAUAAUGCAAUUUCUACUCUGGAAACUGAUGCAUUUCUCGAGAUUGGACAUGCACUCCAAUCCCUCAAAAUGUCCCAUUCUUUUGCAUCAUCAUUCACAACUCUGCCCCGGGAUGUACUGAAGUAUUUAACAUCGCUGAGGGAAUUGGAUAUUAGCAAUAACAAAUUGAAAUCCAUCAGUGAUACAACUUUUCAUUUCCUGCGCAAUUUACAGUACCUGAAUGUGCAGGACAAUCAAAUAGAGCAAAUUGUAAAAGGAACAUUUCAGGGAGAUAUCCAUUCAAACUUGGAAACAAUUCUAAUGGGCUACAAUAGUAUCAAAUACAUUCCGCAGCAUUCCUUUGUUGAUCUUGAAAAUGUCAGAAAUAUCAUCCUGUCCGACAAUCAAAUUGAGAAGAUAGAAAGACGUGCUUUUAUGAAUCUGCAUCAGCUUCGUGUUCUGAAUCUGAGAGGCAACAAGCUCACAAGCAUUUCAGAUGAAGCUUUUCAGAAUCUUCCUGAAACUGAAAUAAUUGAUUUAGCGUACAAUUCGCUAAAUUACUUUGACUUUGAGUUCUUUGACCAAGUUGGAACGCUAUCCACACUCAAAGUGAAUGUGAGUCACAACAAAAUUAACUAUCUCUUCGAUAAUAAGACGUUCUUCAGUCCGGGAAGGGAAUAUGGUUCUCAAUAUCAUUCCAAUAUAAAAGUAUUGGAUUUAUCGGGAAAUAACAUCACUGACAUCAACGGAGGAUACUUCCGGCCGGUUGAAAUUAGUCUUACGCAUUUGUACCUCAACAAGAAUAAUCUAAUGAACACUACGAGAAGUGUUCUUGGCAACCUGCAGCAUCUUCACUGGCUAGAUCUAUCCCAUAACCAAAUCAUCGACUUAGACUAUGAUACCUUCAGAAAUACCAGAAAAUUGCAGUAUAUCGAUAUGUCUCACAACAGAGUGGCUGAUUUGCCAACGGAACUCUUCAAGUACAUCACAGAGUUGAGAGUUGUAGAUUUAUCAAAUAACUACAUUCGUUCCCUCCCUGAGAAUCUCUUCUUCGACGAUGGCCUGGAAAAAUUGGAUUUGUCCUACAAUUGGCUCAUCAAAGUCCCCGUAAAUGCCAUGAGCAACGUUGCUGCUCUUACUCUUUGCUAUCUGGACUUAUCUCACAAUCAAAUAGCCACUAUUCAUAAUGUCGAUCUCUCAACGAAAUUCAGAAGCCUAUCUUACUUGGAUCUCUCUGACAAUCAUUUACUGAGACUCGAAGAUGCAGCUUUUGCUACCCUUCCAAGGCUAAGCACUUUAAUCCUGUCCAACAAUGCCGCUCUAGAGGUUACUGGGAAAGUGUUUAUUGGCCUGGAGAACAGUCUGAUGGAUUUGCAGAUUGAUAAUGUCUCCCUGAUGACAUUUCCUGACCUGCCCUUCACUUUUCUCAAACGAUUGAGCAUUUCUCACAAUGAACUGCCUUCUAUCCCUCCAGAUCUUGCCCUCAAUGUCAGUUCCUUGAGGCAUUUGGAUCUAUCCUACAAUGAUCUCUCAGCAGUGCCUUUGAUUACUCAUUCCCUGCCCCAAUUGAAAUCUCUCAAUCUAGCUGGAAAUCCUAUCUCUACUCUCACAAAUACGAGUCUCAUUGGAGCUGCAGAAACUCUGGAGGUACUCAACAUAGCUCAUCUCUUUCUAAACUCAUUUGAGUUGGGCGCCUUGAGUAGAAUGUCUUCCCUCAAGCGCUUGAUAAUCUCUCCUUACCCAGAUGUCAUUAACUUUAAUAUUCCUCUUGUUGUUGAAGAGAUUGAGACCCUUAGGCAAUUGGAGAUAGAAGCUCCUAAAGCAAUUCCUGUGGCUUAUGCAGGAGAUGCAGGAUUUAUGAGACCCAAGGGUCCUGAUCCUCAGACAGAUCUGAGACUCGAAAUGGACGGUAUACUGCCUCCGAAACUUAAGACUGUGGUCUUAAGAGGCAGAGGAUUUAAGCAAGUGGCCAAUAAUAUUCUCAAUGGCAUUCAAUCGCCUCUUUUGCAUCUUGUACUUCAAAACACUUCCAUAACAUCUCUUCCAAAUAACUUUUUCAAGAGCUACGGAAACGUACGAAAUCUCACACUGGAUUUUACCCAAAACAAUGAUAAUUUAAUAAAAAUACCCAAUCCAAGCACAGGAAGAGUGCCCUAUUUGCCUGAUCAAGUUUUUCUAAUGGACUUGAGACUGGGAAAUCAGCAAUUGACCUGUGAUUGUGGCUUGGGAUGGGUAGAGUACUGGUCCAGGAAGAAGAGACAGUACAUGUGUAAUUCAAUCUCUUGGUCCAGUGAUGUCUUUGAGAUCUUCUCCACAUCGCAUCCUCUUGAUCCCAGACCAACCUCAAGGGAAAUUUGCGAAAAUGAAAAUGGUCUGAGAGAAGCAGAAUGUUCCAAUAAGGGCUCACAGAGUCUCAUUGAGGUACUGAAAUCGGAGCUAGAGUGUGGCUGGGAUAGCUCUUCAAAAAUCGACAGUGAAAUGAUAAUAGUGUUUAGUGUAAUGGCAAUUCUACUUGUGUUUUGGUUUUGACUCCUUGCUCAGAUUUUUAAGAUCUCUCGUGAUUUCUACGACGUAAUAGCGCAAGUUUAUGAGCAAUAGUGACUAAAAAUAUACCAAUAUGCUGUCUUUCAA